Perca fluviatilis (European perch) is the source of this 2042-nucleotide messenger RNA. RefSeq names its product SMU1 DNA replication regulator and spliceosomal factor a (gene smu1a). Gene Ontology annotation, biological process: mRNA splicing, via spliceosome. The record is from RefSeq and is a predicted model, not a curated record. The transcript has 12 exons. The coding region runs from base 103 to 1644 and encodes 513 amino acids. NCBI's taxonomy places the organism in Eukaryota, Metazoa, Chordata, Actinopteri, Perciformes, Percidae. Gene Ontology annotation, molecular function: protein binding. Gene Ontology annotation, cellular component: precatalytic spliceosome.
UAACUAACUCCCCCAGUACUUCCGUGUUUGCGUGUCCUGCAUGUCUUGCUUCUCCUGCAGGCUCAAGAGUGUCUUGUGGCUACUUAUUUGAGAUAAAUAAUCAUGUCUCUGGAGGUGGAAUCCGCAGACGUGAUCCGUCUGAUUAUGCAGUACCUAAAAGAAAAUAAUCUGCAGCGGACUCUAGUCACCCUGCAGGAGGAGACCACCGUGUCUCUGAACACUGUGGAUAGUAUAGAGAGCUUUGUGGCAGACAUAAACAGCGGCCACUGGGACACUGUCCUGCAAGCCAUCCAGUCCCUCAAGCUGCCAGAUAAGACCCUGAUAGACCUUUAUGAACAGGUGGUGUUAGAGCUGAUCGAGUUGAGAGAGUUGGGUGCAGCCCGUUCCCUCCUCAGGCAGACUGACCCCAUGAUCAUGCUGAAACAGACCCAGCCAGAGAGAUACAUCCACCUGGAGAACCUGUUGGCUCGCUCUUACUUCGAUCCCAGAGAGGCGUACCCAGAUGGCAGCAGUAAGGAAAAGCGCAGAGCGGCGAUCGCCCAGGCCCUGGCAGGGGAGGUCAGCGUAGUGCCGCCCUCUCGUCUCAUGGCUCUGCUGGGACAGUCUCUGAAGUGGCAGCAGCAUCAGGGCCUCCUGCCUCCUGGCAUGACUAUCGAUUUGUUCAGGGGUAAAGCUGCUGUUAAAGAUGUUGAGGAGGAGCGCUUCCCCACCCAGCUCAGCAGACAGAUCAAGUUCGGACAGAAAUCUCACGUGGAGUGUUCACGGUUCUCCCCUGAUGGUCAGUAUCUGGUCACUGGCUCCGUGGACGGAUUCAUCGAGGUCUGGAACUUCACCACCGGCAAAAUCAGAAAGGAUCUGAAGUACCAGGCUCAGGAUAACCUCAUGAUGAUGGAUGAUGCUGUGUUGUGUAUGGGCUUCAGUCGGGACACAGAGAUGUUGGCCACCGGAGCCCAGGAUGGGAAGAUUAAGGUGUGGAAGAUCCAGAGCGGUCAGUGUCUGAGGAGGUUUGAGCGCGCCCACAGUAAAGGAGUAACGUGUGUCAGUUUCUGUAAAGACAGCAGCCAGAUCCUCAGCGCCUCUUUCGACCAGAUAAUCAGAAUCCAUGGACUGAAGUCCGGUAAAACUCUUAAGGAAUUCCGCGGCCACACCUCAUUUGUGAACGAGGCCACCUUCACUCCAGACGGUCACCACAUCAUCAGCGCUUCCUCGGACGGCACAGUCAAGAUGUGGAACAUAAAGACCACCGAGUGCUCCAACACCUUCAAGCCUCUGGGCACGUCGGCCGGCACCGACAUCACCGUCAACAACGUCAUCCAGCUGCCCAAGAACCCGGAGCAUUUUGUCGUGUGUAACCGCUCCAACACGGUGGUCAUCAUGAACAUGCAGGGACAGAUCGUGAGGAGUUUCAGCUCCGGUAAGAGGGAAGGAGGUGACUUUGUGUGCUGCACUCUGUCGCCCCGCGGCGAGUGGAUCUACUGCGUGGGUGAAGACUUUGUGCUCUACUGCUUCAGCACCGUCACCGGCAAGCUGGAGAGAACGCUGACGGUACACGAGAAGGAUGUGAUCGGCAUCGCCCACCACCCCCACCAGAACCUCAUUGCCUCCUACAGCGAGGACGGUCUGCUGAAGCUCUGGAAGCCUUGAGGUGUUUGAUUCCAAACUGAGACGGGACGUUUGUCACCCAGCAGCUGCUCGCCUCACUCCUGGACACUGCUCUGCCCCUUCUGUUUGGUCUUUGUCUUUUUACAGCACUGGGGGAAUCCCUCUAUUUCAGGUCACUGUGAAGUUGAGGUUUUGGUAUACAUGUUGACAAUCUCAAUGGCACCAUAGGUUUUACUAGGGUUGGGCACCGUUUGGACUUUAAUGAUACGGAUUCCAAUUGCGAUUCUUCCUUAUGAUUCCAGUUCUUAUCUAUAUUUUCAGAUUCUUUGAGGGGCGGAGUUGAAACGGGUCACAUGCUUAUUUCACAAAUAAGAGGAAAGUUUUAUUUUGAUUCAAUGGUGGGUUGCAGUUUUACCGGGCUUUUUCAGCGUAAACUAAAG